AUGAUGAGGGGAGUUUUAGCUCUUGUAGGGAACGGUGAGAACGAGGCAGUAAUUAGUGAGAUGGGCCGAAUCCUCGAGGGGUCGGGACUCGUGUACAUGCUCGGCAUGAUUGUUUUGUCGAUCUCUAUCAUGUCUGUGCUUAUCUUAGCGUGUGUAGAUGAUGGAUUGAGUCGCAAAAAUCGGAGGAAUAUGGAUGGAGGUGGCGGCGGCGGCGGUAAUGGUGGCGGCGACGGUGAUGGAGGAGGCUGUGGUGGUGGCUGUGGCGGUGGCGAUGGUGGUGGAGGUGGCGGUGGCUGCGGUGGUGGCGGUGGUGGUGGCUGUGGAGGUGGCGGUGGAGGCGGGUGUUGA
Striga hermonthica is the source of this 348-nucleotide messenger RNA. Lineage: Eukaryota; Viridiplantae; Streptophyta; Magnoliopsida; Lamiales; Orobanchaceae. The record is from the annotation of a GenBank genome assembly.